Molecule: messenger RNA, 590 nt
Organism: Ananas comosus (pineapple)
Lineage: Eukaryota; Viridiplantae; Streptophyta; Magnoliopsida; Poales; Bromeliaceae
Product: formin-like protein 20
Exons: 2
Coding region: 3-590 (195 amino acids)
Source: RefSeq, a predicted model, not a curated record
AAAUGGACAAGGUCAAGAUUGAGUUCCUGGGCAUGGUGGCAAUGUUUGUCAUGGCCGUAUCACUUUCCGGUCAUCUUGUCGCGGCGGAAGUUCGUAACGAUCGUCGGAACGUAGCGCGAUACAACCUUAUCUGCAACGGGCAUUUUCGCCAGCUCUAUCGGUACUGCAAAAGAUAUAUAAAAGCCAACAGGAUUAGGCUCGUGCCGCCCCCGUCGCCGCGGUGUUGUCAGGCGAUCGAGAGAGUUGAUUUGUACUGCAUCUGCCGUGAGAUCCCAGCGCGACUGGAGCAGUAUGUUAGCAUGAGAAAGGUGUCAAUUGUUGCCAGUGACUGUGGACACCCAAUUCAGAGCGGAACUAAAUGCGGAAGUUACACCGUUCCAACGUUUCAACUGGCGAAGAAGAAGCUACCGCCACCACCGCCACCAAAGAUUCAAGAGGAGAGGAAGGUAUAUCCGCCCCCGCCCCCGCCCCCGCCACCAAAGCUUCAAGAGGAGAGGAAGGUAUAUCCGCCCCCGCCCUCGCCACCAAAGAUUCAAGAGGAGUGGAGAGUGGCGCCCCCUCCACCUCCUAGGUCUCCUAGAUCGUUUUAG